CAAUAGGACCAUCUGUUCUGGAAGCUCUGGGGGUUUUGUGAAUGUGCCAGCGAACAAGGAAAUGAUUGUGAAGUAAAAACAACACAUUAGUGUUUUAAUCGUAACGUGGAAUGGCUCAGCUAGUGGGGUGGGGAAUCGUAGCACUCGUCAGUUGAUGUGUGAAAGGGGCUGCAACAGCAAUUGGGUACAAGCUAGCUACCAGUGCUAAAUUAGCUAACGUUAGGUGAAAGCAAAGGCAAGGAAUUCGCUAGCUCGCUGUCUAGGUGACAUCUCAUUCCAGUUCACAUAACGUCAAUGCCAACAUGGCAGUGGGCAACAACAACGGCCAAGGGACAGGAGUCGGAGAGCAGAAGACGGCUUCUCCUAGACAGAGUGAAGGUAAAACUAUGUUUUGUUCAGCUGCUAGCUAGCAUGAUGUUUAGCUGACUGCACUGUGUUGAUUUGCUAGCUAAGUUGGCUAGCUAGCCAUGUUAACUCAUCUAGCGAGCUAGUUAACUAUACAGCUACAGCAGAGUGUCAGUCAGUGUAUCCGAUGGCUCGUAACUAGCUAUUUUAAAAUAGCGACCUAUUUCAUUAAUAAAGUAUCCAGGCAGAGGUUAUUUAUGUGUAUAUGUGUGGCUCUGAAAGUUGCAUUCAAAACGUUAGCUAUAGCCCCUCUCAUCAAUUGAGCCUGUGUGUGUUGUAAUUUUGGUGAUGUGGAACUUUUUUCUCUUUCAUUACAGCCAGGUGAGGGUGGGGUCAGAAACUACUCACACCUGUUUGAAUUAACUGCGCUGUAAUGUAACAAUUAUGAACCAACCAACCAAGUCAGACAACUAGCAGGAAACGGUGAAAAGAGAAGUCAAUUAAAGGUGCAACCAAAGAUUAUAGAUAUAUUGACAAGAUACAUGUCUCUCCGCCCAAAAAACUGGAGUCCUUGUCCACAAAGCGGCAUGGCGGGCUGUCGAGCUCCUGUCUAUCCUUUGGAUUGGUGGAUACAUCUCAUUAUUGUAAUCCUUUUUUAAAUAUUCGAUGAGGGUUGUUAACGUCAACUCUCUUUAUACCCCGUUGUUGAAUACUCGUUUCUGAUUGGCUUGAAGGGCAUUCUAGCGCGUGCAUUAUUUCCCUUUAUAAACUAGGUGGUUCAAGCCCUGAAUGGUGAUUGGUUGAAAGCCGUGGUAUAUCAGACCGUAUACCAUGGGUAUAACCCCAAAAACAUUUGUACUGUUUUAAUUACAUUGGUAACCAGUUUAUAAUAGCAAUAAGCCACCUUGGGGGUUUGUGUAUAUGGCCAAUAUACCACAGCUAAUGGCUGUAUCCAGGCCCACUGCGUUGUUGUGCCUAAGAACAGCCCUUAGCUGUAGUAUAUUGGCCAUAUACCACACCCCCUCGGGCCUUAUUGCUUGAAUAAUGCAUGGUAUAUCAGCACAGUAGUUUAUUCUUACAUGUUCUGUUUGAGCUGCUUUUGGAAGCAAAAGUCGAAUUGAAAACAUUAUUGGCAUUGUUGAAUUCGAUUUUCAUAAUGGCAAGGUAGGACUGAUGUUUUGGUUAGCUAAACUAGCAAGUCUGUUUGUUUGGUUACCAAGGCAACAACUGUAGUUAUCUAGUAAACAUGCUAGUUAGCUACUUCAGUUGAUGUUGAACACAUUUCUAGUGGCAAAUAUGUUCAAUUAUAGCCAUGGUAUUUAAGUGAUAAUGCCAGAGAAGCCGGUGUUUGGAGGAUAUAUUGGCACAGGUGUUGUUAGGCCUGAGAUGGCAAACUGUGCCAAUAUAUCCUCCAAAUACCGGCUACGAGGGCAUUAUCACUUUUAUACAACAUAUUCAAAUAAUGAUUGACAUAUUUUCAUUAAACUUUAUUUUGAUUAAUUUAUUCAUACUAUUUCAUCCUUCCACAAGAUAUAGUCCCGACAACAAACCUAGGGUUGCUACCCAAGCCGGCUGGUCGUUCGUUCUAUCGGUUCGGUUGCCAGAGACGUGACCCAGUUGUUCAGUCUUUUUGUUCUGUAUCUAAGGACACGACCCAGUCGUAGCCAUACUGGCUGGCAACGUUCUUAUCCCUUGCUUGCUAGCUAGCCAACUACCGCUAACGUACAGUCACGUCCAACAGUGCAGACAUAAUAACAACAGUAGCGGCAUUUGCAUUUGUAUAAGCUAUUUUCUAGUGACAUCCAUAACAAUGAGCUAAUGAGGCGUGAUUUCGCCUGGCAUAGAAAAUGUGCUCUCUCGUCAGGACACUGUUGUUCAGAGGAACUAGCCAACAACACAGCUAACACAAUCACUUCAAACUGAAGCUGGAAAGACUGCAAACUAGCUGCACUUUGUUUCGUUUUUUACCUUUUUUCUUUGUAUUUAUUUGUAUAUAUCCAUAAAAAUGAUGCCAGCUGAUUCAUGAUUUCGACUGGCUGAGAAACUCUGCCUGUCUGUAUCGUCCCGACCCCGACACGUUCAUUACCAUGGGACAGCUGGAGAUCGAAUUUCAAUAUUGAAACAAUGUUGCAAAUGUCGGAGUGACAGACAGCAAGGUUUAUACAAAUCUACGCUGUUGAAAACUAAAUGUUAGUCUAAAAGAAAUGUGAGAUAAUGUCUAGAUGCUUUUUAUAGUGGAGAUCAAGUUUGUAAAUUGCCUGGCUGGGCUGAUAAGACAGUGGAUUGCGCAGUCAGAUGCAACAGAGUAAAUAGGCAUUUUAACGUCAUAGAUUUAGCCUGUGGUAACUUGUCGAAUAGAAACCGGCUGGAAUGCGGUUUUAACCAACCAGCGUUCAGGAUUAGAACCACCCGUUGUAUAAAAAAGGGUUAAUCAACUCGGGGCUAUGCAUUCUCUGGAAAAUAAUGCAAUUCCUCUCUGGUGCAACAUGCAGAAAUGCGCCGCCAUUUCUUGGUUGCUAAAAUUACAAUAGUUCGCAUAAUUUCCGUUUAUGACAAAACAAGCAAUGCAUAGUGUAGUGAGUAAUUGUACCAUCUAAACAACUGUCAAAUAUCUUUUCAAUCACCAAAAAUAUUGUAUUUUCUGCUGUUUUGAAGCUGGUGUACAAAACCGAAAGUAAAAGAUGCAAAAACGAAACUUAAGCACAGGAAGCAUAGCGAAUUUACAACAGAUCUACUGCUUCUUAGACUUGUGUUAGAAAUUGCGUCAAUUCAAAUCUGGUAUUAGGAACAAAAGAGGUCAACACGACUUCUAAGAUAUACUAGUUAUUUUAAUUAAUGCAAAAACCUUCAAUGGUAAAUAUGAUGUUUCGUAUAUACGGGCUCUCUGAGAUGUCUCGCAGGACACUCCAGAGAACUAACACAUUGUUUUAGAAACAAUACCCAAAUACUCUGACAGAGGGAAUUUCCCACUUCUCUGCUGGCCAAUUAGAGUAGAGGCUUGAGCGUGGUUGAAACUUUCUCAGCCAAUCCGUUGGUUCAGGGGUUGGUCUCAUCUCCUCGGCGCCAUUUGUUGCACACUUCAGCCAGGCACAAGAUUAUCAUAACAACCUAUCAUAGUGAGAAGAGCCAGCUCCCUUAGACAUCAUUCCUACGUCAAAGGAAGGCUCACAGAUCACAAAUAACUAUUAUAGUCUAGCAUUUGAAGACACAAUCCUUAUCUUAUUUUUACCCCCUAAAACAGCUCUUCACAUCAAUCACAGCCUUGCCAGGUGUCACAGCCUACAUUAGCCCAGUCAAGACUGCAUUCUUUCUAAGUUAGUCAUCCCAUCAAUUUAGGAGAAUAAUAAAUCCCCAAUACUUGCUUGUAUAAUCUAGGUCCAAGAGGCUUCUAAACAGCUUCUACCCCCAAGCCAUAAGACUCCUGAACAUCUAAUCAAAUGGCUACCCAGACUAUUUGCAUUGCCCCCCCCCCCCCCCCCCCCCCUCUUUUAUGUAUAGUCACUUUAAUAACUCUUCCUACAUGUACAGAUUACCCCAAUUACCUCGACUAACCGGUGCCCCCGCACAUUGAUUCGGUACUGGUACCCCUGUAUAUAGCCUCGCUAUUGUUAUUUUUACUGCUGCUCUUUAAUUAUUUGUUACUUUAUUUCGUAUUAUUUUAUAUUGUAUUUUUUGUGUGUGUUUUUUGGGGGGGGUAUUCUUUCUUAAAACUGCAUUGUUGGUUAAGGGCUUGUAAGUAAGCAUUUCACUGUAUGGUCUACACCUGUUGUAUUACGCGCAUGUGACAUAAACAUAGAUUUUAUUUUAAUUUCUAGGAACUCUACUUACCAGACGUAAAGUGAAAUGUGUCCCUCGCUAUCAAAUAAACGUCAGAAUCCAAUUUUUGUGCUAACCGCACCAUAUUCCUGCGGAGUUAGACAGCGGGCUGCCAUUGGACCACGCAUUUCACGCGAGACUUCCUACCACAAAAUCCACCACUGUAUACACAGCAGGAAUAUGGUGCGGUUUGGACAGAAGUUGGAUUCAGAUGUUUAUUUGAUAGCGAGGGACACGUUUCACUUUACGUCUGGUAAGUAGAGUUCCUAGAGAUUAUACAUAUGGUUUUGUUGAAAGGAACCUUUUUUUUUUGGGUGACGCCGGUUAUGUUGUGGUAUGGUUAUUUUCUGUCGCCACCCACCAGAACGACGCACAACUCAGGGAGUCCAACCAAUACAGACUCCCGAAAUUGUCCCAAAGCUAUGAUAUGCCUAUGUCUUGUGAGAAUAGAUUUUCAUCUGGUUCAACUGGCUUGGAUUUUCAGCAAUGCAUGCAAAGUAGGGCUAAUGAUGUCAUCUGAUGUUGUCUUUUUACUACAGUGAACAGAAAGCUGAAAUACAUCAGUUUGGCCAUCCUUGUUGUCCAGAACGCCUCUCUUAUCCUCAGCAUCCGCUAUGUCCGCACGCUGCCUGGUGAUCGUUUCUUCACCACCUCUGCAGUGGUUAUGGCAGAGGUGCUCAAAGUACUUACCUGCCUUUUUAUAAUUUUGGUCCAGAGAAAAGGUAAGCCUCCAUUAUUGAAUAUUUAAAAAAAACUAAGGUCGAUGUCUGCUCCCCCACGGAAAUGUAAUUAGCAUAAUACAAAAUCCCAAUAAAAAUCUGUCAGUUUCAGCUAGAGAUAUCUUUUUUUUUUUUUUUGCAUUGUAUGCAUCUCAAUCCCCUGCAUCCACCUGUGUCGCAGUUCCGCAUCUGCGGUGACAGAGCUGGAGCGGUGUUUGUCAGACCAUGAGACAUCCCGAAAAUCGGUCUUCUCACAAAAUAGUCUGUAGCGUCCGAACAGUUUGGCCUACAAACUAUUAGGAAACGAUGAGCCUCUUACGAACACCAGGGUGGUCUCCGUUUUGCUCUACGACCCCAACAAGCAUUUUGGGACUUGUCUGAAGUCGGUACAGCUGAUCUGCCAACUUCUUUCUGAAGCGUCCGAACAGUUUGGGCUACAAACUAAUAUGACCCCUCUGGGGAAAGGUGAGACUCCUCACGAACACCUACAGUGUAUUCGGAAAGUAUUCAGACCCCUUCCCUUUUUCCACAUUUUGUUAUGUUACAGCCUUAUUCUAAAAUUGAUUUUUUUAAAUGUUUUGCAAAUGUAUUAAAAAUAAAGAACAGAUACCUUAUUUACAUAAGUAUUCAGACCCUUUGCUAUGAGACUCAAAAUUGAGCUAAUGUGCAUCCUGUUUCCAUGUAUCAUCCUUGAGAUGUUUUUACAACUUGAUUGGAGUCCACCUGUGAUAAAUUAAAUUGAUUGGACAUGAUUUGGAAAGGCACACACCUGUCUAUAUAAGGUCCCACAGUUGACAGUGCAUGUCAGAGCAAAAACCACGCCAUGAGGUCGAAGGAAUUGUCCGUAGAGCUCCGAGACAGGAUUUUGUCGAGGCACAGAUCUGGGGAAGGGUACCAAAACAUUUCUGCAGCAUUGAAGGUCCCCAAGAACACAGUGGCCUCCAUCAUUCUUAAAUGAAAGAAGUUUGGAACCACCAAGACUUCCUAGAGCUGGCCGCCCGGCCAAACUGAGCAUUCUGGGGAGAAGGGCCUUGGUCAGGGAGGUGACCAAGAAGCCGAUGGUCACUCUGACAGAGCUCCAGAGUUCCUCUGUGGAGAUGGGAGAACCUUACAGAAGGACAACCAUCUCUGCAGCACUCCACCAAUCAGGCCUUUAUGGUAGAGUGGUCAGACGGAAACCACUCCUCAGUAAAAGGCACAUGACAGCCCGUUUUGAGUUUGCCAAAAGGCACCUAAAGAACACUGACCACGAGAAACAAGAUUAUCUGGUCUGAUGAAACCAAGAUUGAACUCUUUGGCCUGAAUGCCAAGUGUCACGUCUGGAGGAAACCUGGCACCAUCCCUACGGUGAAGCAUGGGGGUGGUAGCAUCAUGCUGUUUAAUUUUUUUUUUUUUGUGGCAGGUACUGGGAGACUAGUCAGGAUUGAGGGAAAGAUGAACGGAGCACCUCAGACUGGGGCGAAGGUUCCCCUUCCAACAGGACAAUGACCCAAAGCACACAGCCAAGACAAUGCAGGAGUGGCUUUGGGACAAGUCUCUGUAUGUCCUUGAGUGGCCCAGCCAGAGCCCGGACUUGAACCCGAUCGAACAUCUCUGGAGAGACCUGAAAAUAGCUGUGCAGUGAUGCUCCCCAUCCAACCUGACAGGGCUUGAGAGGAUCUGCAGAGAAGAAUGGGAGAAACUCCCCAAAUACAGGUGUGCCAAGCUUGUAGUGUCAUACCCAAGAAGAAUUGAGUCUGUAAUCACUGCCAAAGGUGCGUCAACAAAGUACUGAGUAAAGGGUCUGAAUACUUAUGUAAAUGUAAUAUUUCCGUUUUUUAUUUUUAAUAUAUUUGCAAAAAAAAUGAACUUUUAGCUUUGUCAUUAUGUGGUAUUGUGUGUAGAUUGAUGAGGGGGGAAAAAACUAUUUUAUCCAUUUUAUAACAAGGCUGUAACGUAACUGUGGAAAAAAGUCAAGGGGUCUGAAUACUUUCCGUAUACACUGUACAUGUCGGUUUGCUCUAGGACGCCCACAGUAAGGCCAACUUGUAUUUUUUAAUACUAAAAUUCUAAAUCAAAUAGCAGAAUGAUCCUUGGUUUGACCUUCAUUAAAUAAUUCCUUAUAGCUUAGUAGAACCCCCCCUUAUGGGUUAAUGUGUGUAAAGGGGAUUUUCGGUUGAACAAAAAGGAAUGCAGUCGUUGAUGAUAUCAAUCAGAAAUGUAUUACAAGAAUUCAGGGAGAACACCUCCCAGAGCAGAAACAAAGAAAAUGUAUUGGAGACAGGCCCUUAAUAUUCUAAUCAGACCAUACCCAAUGUUCUGCAAACAUCAGGCGGAGAGUCUGGUACGAAGUCAUAACAAAAUACAGUGACUUUGCCAGCUGCUACAGAAUCACAGUGUUCAUAAUGUCAUCAAUACAGUAAUAAUCAGUGUGUCCUGGGUCCUUGUACCUUUUUAGUAGCUUUGAUGUCAAUCACUAUCAAAUGACAUGAUAACAAUCCAGAACAUUCAGUAACAAUUCUACUACUGACCAUCAACCAGUACACAAACGAGUCACAAAUACAGCACUGGAAGCAUUGUGUUAAUUACUCUUAACUGAAUAUUCCCAUUACAAUGUGUUUACUGCAGAAACAUUUUGGCAUUGUUUUUCAGGUUCAGUACUUGGCUAAUUUGUGUUGCGUCAAUACACAUGACCUUACCUGCAAAAGUGGUCGUCUGCAUUUUCACCUGUGUUUCACAAUCAACCCGCUCUCUCCCUCUCCCAGGAAACCUAAAGGAGUUUAUUGUAUUGCAGUACGACUCCAUUGUCAUCCAGUACAAGGACACGCUUAAACUGGCUGUCCCAGCACUCAUCUAUACCUUGCAGAACAACCUCCAGUAUGUGGCUAUCUCCAAUUUACCAGCAGCUACUUUCCAGGUUAGUUGCUCUGGCUGCCCAGUAAUGGGAUGGUGUUUCUUCUUGCGUCACAUCCUUGUUUAUGAUAUCUCAUAGCAAAUCACUUUACCCCAAGCAUAAACCCCUUGAGUGCCCCACAAUAGCCUAGCAUGCAUUUGUUUUGUUUUGUUUCCCAUAUCCUCCUGUAAUCAAUUUUUAUGAUUUUGGUCUGCAAUAUGCAAAAUGUAGUAUGUUGGUAAAUGCUGUUUGGUUUAAUGAAUGUUGUGGUUAUUUCUCCAGGUGACCUACCAGCUGAAAAUUCUGACCACAGCCCUUUUCUCUGUGCUGAUGCUGCGGAAGAGCCUUUCACGGAUUCAGUGGCUGUCCCUGCUCCUGCUGUUCGCUGGGGUUGCUAUCGUACAACUGGAGCAGGAAGGAAAACAGAAGGAGACUACAGUCACUGGACAGAGCCAGAACUAUGCCAAAGGACUGGUGGCAGUGAUAGUGUCCUGCCUCUCCUCUGGCUUUGCUGGAGUGUACUUUGAGAAAAUCCUUAAGGGCAGCUCAGCCUCUGUGUGGAUGAGGAACAUCCAGCUGGGCAUAUUUGGAACUGUACUAGGCCUGUUGGGGAUGUGGUGGAACGAUGGCCUUGCCAUUGCAGAGAAGGGCUUCCUGUUUGGGUACACACCCAUGGUGUGGGGUGUCAUCUUCAACCAGGCUUUUGGGGGCUUACUGGUGGCGGUGGUAGUGAAGUAUGCAGACAACAUCCUGAAGGGGUUCGCCACUUCCUUUUCCAUCAUUGUCUCCACUGUAGUCUCUGUCUACCUCUUUGGGUUCCACGUGGACCUCCUCUUCACGCUGGGUGCUGGUCUGGUCAUUGGAGCCGUCUAUAUGUAUAGUCUGCCCAAAGCAGCUGCUCCCCCCCCCUCUACUGUUACCCUCUCUUCUUCCAGCCACAGUCUGGCCGACGGCGCUGGAGACUCGGAGAUGGACGCUUUCCUCCCAAAGUCAGUCCUGGUGAAAUGA
Molecule: messenger RNA, 8760 nt
Organism: Coregonus sp. 'balchen'
Lineage: Eukaryota; Metazoa; Chordata; Actinopteri; Salmoniformes; Salmonidae
Source: the annotation of a GenBank genome assembly